Bacidia gigantensis is the source of this 1179-nucleotide messenger RNA. RefSeq lists its product as uncharacterized. Gene Ontology annotation, biological process: transcription initiation at RNA polymerase II promoter; transcription by RNA polymerase II. The record is from RefSeq and is a predicted model, not a curated record. Lineage: Eukaryota; Fungi; Ascomycota; Lecanoromycetes; Lecanorales; Ramalinaceae. Gene Ontology annotation, cellular component: transcription factor TFIIF complex. The coding region runs from base 1 to 1179 and encodes 392 amino acids. The transcript is spliced from 3 exons.
AUGGCCUCAAGUUUUGGUGGUGACAUACCAAGAAUCAAAGUCGAAUCCGGUGCCCACAACGGCCAGGGGGCCCAGAUCAAGCGAGAUCCCGACGCAUCAGGCAACUCUCCAGGAGGUUAUGCGGAAGAGGACAUCUAUGAAGAUGCAGGCGACUUAGAUUUUGCAGAUUCGGGGCAGAACGUCUUCCUUGCUCGAUUGCCCAAAUUCCUCUGGGAGUCAUGGUCCCAUCUGGAUGAUGAUGAGGAGGUUCAGAUUGGCAGAAUACGAAUUGAGGGACAGCCUGGGGACAUCAAAAGAGUAAAAGACUACCUAAUAUCGAGAGUCGUGAAGUUGCUGAGAUUUCGCAUGCAGAUGAGCCUAAUGCUUGAUGACUUACCCAAGAACAGAGAUCUGCCAAACGAUUACAAUAUGCAUGUGACCCACCUAGAUUCAUUCAACACUUAUGUCUUCAACGAAAAAGACUUGCCGGGUUAUAGACAGUAUCAGCCCGACAAAGCGCCUAUGCACUGGCUGGCCCGUAAGAAGCAGGCGAAUAGAGUUGAAAAGAGUAAAUCGCAUUCGCAAUACCGCAGAGCAGUACCAAAGCAAACAUCUUUGAUCGGCCAAGUGCGCACUGAAAUCAACUGUCAACCCGUAGAGAAUAGCCGUUAUCAACGCUUCACGAACCAACGCGCUCUGCUGUCUCUACGGCCUAAGCAAAAGACAAAGCUGCUCGAGGAUACUCCUUCUGGAAAUGUGCUGAAUCCUGGAACUAUCGGCGCACCAGCAGACUUUAGGAACUUUAUUGACAAGGCUGGGACAAACCGCCGAAAGGGUCCACUGCUCAAGACGGCACGCAUCGCACAGAAUGAGCUGCUUGACCUAAUCUAUGAAUGCUUCAAGGAAUAUACGUAUUGGCCCUUCAAAGUACUUAAGCAAAGGGUGCAACAGCCGGAAAGCUUCCUGAAGAGUACUCUCGAGAUGAUUGCAUAUCAGAAUAAGUCGGGCUCGCACAUGCUAGAAUGGCAACUCAAACCAGAAGCGAAGGAGGCUACUUAUGCAGGUACUGCAGGUUUUGGCGGAGCAAAGGAUGAGGCUGCGCCAGAUGAUGGUCUAAUGGCCAGUUUUGAUGGUGUUGACGACCUGGACUAUGAUGAUGGGACUGAGAUGGAGGAUGUGAAGCUAGAAUUGGAAUCUUGA